AUGUCCCAACUCACCACGCUAGACAAGUUCAACAUUGCCAAAUUACAGAUGGAAACAUCCAAGAACAAGGGUAGUCUGGAAUAUUGGAAAUUCAGAUUAGCUAUCAAACUAAUUCAAGAUAUCUACAUGUUCCCUAGUGAUGAAAGUUGUAAACGGGAAUUUUACGAUACGAUAUCCAGUGACAAGAUUAGAGUUAUGGGUAAGGAUUUGAUUCCUGGAGAGAGAAGCGUGGUUGCGAAUGCUGAUUUUACCAUUGGAUCACAAAUUAUGGAUGUUUCGACUGCUGCUGUACUUUUUGACGAAGAUGGCGGUGAUGCACCACCAUUGCACAUCACAAAAUAUCAGGAAAUCUUUCAACCUAUGCUCAUCACCACAAAGACAAAUAAGGAGGUCAAUAGGACCAUUUUGUUAACGUUCUUGGUCAUAUUCAACUACUUAGAGGACAGUGAGUUUGCUAGUAAAGUCAACAACUUAUGUACUCAUCAAAGACAAAUUCGUCUUGCUAGUGAAGUGAGAAAUAUUAGAGACUCCAUCAAAUCUCAAAUGGUUGACUUGUUUCAUACGUACUUCAAGGAAUACUCGUUAGCUAUGGAGUUUUUCAAAAAGGGUCAAAUUAAAAUGGCAAAGGGAAAUUGGAAGUUCUUGGAGAGUUUGAUCAACGUAGUCAUGGUUAAUCAUUCAGUAUUGAUGGAUCAUCGUCAUGAAUGCAUUGGAACAUUUUUGGACCCCCAAUUUGCUAUUUUUAAUCAUAGCUGUUUGCCAAAUUGUUUACAGAUUGAGACAGGGUACGGCAAGUACUCAGUUGUUAAUAGUUUACCGAUCCAAGUCAAUGAAGAAAUGACAAUCAAUUACGUGGAUGUGAGCACCCCAGUUGAAAUUCGAGCAUACAAGUUAUUGACAAAGUAUCAUUUCAAGUGUAGGUGUCAGUUGUGUUUAAUGAGACAAGAUGUGUUUUUCACUAUGCAAUGCAAUGAAUGCUUAAAGCCAAUAAAGUCAUCAAGCUUGACUGCAGUGCUUACCACACCAAACACUAUUUUGAAGGAGCAGUCGUGCUCAAAGUGCUUUCACCCAUUUGACUUGGAUGUUUACACUAGACAGAUUCAAAUACGUAAUUUCUUCAUUGCAAUUAUUGUCAUUCCUAGAACCAAUUACAAUAUCAACGAUGAAGGGUACUUUACCUUGUUGUUGAAAGAAUUUGCCGGUUUGAUUGAAAAAAACGGUGCGCCUGCAUUGGUGAGGUUACUAGUAGAGUCACUUGAAAGUUUUCACCUUGUUCUAACUCGUGUGACAUUUAUCAAACGAUUGAUUGAUGAAGUGAUGGCAACUAAAGUCUUUGCAUUAUAUACGUUCCCCUUCAAUGUCAUUGUUUCAAAAAUCUGUGCUGAUGGUUGUGAGUGUAUUGAUUUUGAUACUGGAUUGGAGAGUUUGAAGUACUAUGCCAGAGUCCUUUUUGCAGUCAAAUUUCCUGCUGAUUUGAGUAGUCAGUUAUUCUUUAACGACUGUUUGUUCUUGGAGUUGGCACAACGAAUUGAGAAAUUGAUGGCGGUACUAGUAGAGGAGCAAACAGAUACAUUUUUUGGCACAUUUGAAGAAUCAAUGGAGUUGUUUGCCCGAUGUGCAUAUUUCUUUUAUAAACACGUCAAGUGCAAAGUUGAGAUUGAAUACGUUGAAGAAAAGUUGUUGCAACUUCAACAAGUUUAUCAUCCCAUCAAGUCGCGGAGAAACAUUCAUUCGUGUUUGGAGAGAUUGUUUAGUUAUGCCAAUGCCAAUAUUUUCAUUACAAAGACUCGAUUCCUCAUCUUUAAUGCAAGACAAGAACAAGUCACUUUGUUCCAUACGUUUGAUGCCGAUGAUUACUUGUGA
This is a messenger RNA of Lodderomyces margitis, 1863 nucleotides long. RefSeq lists its product as uncharacterized. Gene Ontology annotation, cellular component: nucleus. Gene Ontology annotation, molecular function: protein binding. The coding region runs from base 1 to 1863 and encodes 620 amino acids. NCBI's taxonomy places the organism in Eukaryota, Fungi, Ascomycota, Pichiomycetes, Serinales, Debaryomycetaceae. The transcript has a single exon. The record is from RefSeq and is a predicted model, not a curated record.